Molecule: messenger RNA, 1023 nt
Organism: Trichoderma reesei QM6a
Lineage: Eukaryota; Fungi; Ascomycota; Sordariomycetes; Hypocreales; Hypocreaceae
Exons: 1
Coding region: 1-1023 (340 amino acids)
Source: RefSeq, a predicted model, not a curated record
AUGCCCGUCUUUGGAAUCAACCAAGUCAGCAAGCUGGCUCCUCUGACGGCUGAUACCCUCGACCCAGAUGUGUUCAACCCGCUCAUCCCCUGCGUGGCCCAGCAAGCAAUCACCCGGUCACCAAUCCGUCUCCCAUGGCAAGCUCGCGUUCUCCCCUUGGGAAUGUUCUUCCGAUCAGCCGCCACGGCCAAUGGCAAGAAUCCAUUCGCCAUGCAGUCGGCAUUCGACACAGACUCUCUUGUCUCGGCGCCGAUACAGUUCACGGCAGAUGAUGCCAGUGGCAGCUUCAGGUCUUCAGAAGUAAUGAGCUCGUCCGCAUCAACAGACCACCUCAGCGUUGGCGCCGGCGUUGGUGUCGAUCUGCCCUUUCUCGAAGCCAGCGUCUCGGUACAGUUUGACAAGGACGUCAUGGAAAACAGGGACUCAAACAAGGCCUCGAUCACCACGAGCUACCGCGCCGGCACGGUGGCCUUUGUGCGUCCGCCAGAACUCUCGGCAGAUGCCUUUGAUGUGCUGCGUCGCAAGGGCAUUGAUGGGUUUCACGCCAUCUAUGGUGAUUUCUACGUGGGUGGCUACAGGAUCGGGGGCGAUGCCUCGGUCCUCUUCAGCACCGAUGUGAGCUCCCGUAGUGUGACGGAGACAAAAAGGGUCAAAAUCGAUGUGGAAUCAUGGUUUGGUGACUACCAUGAGCAGUCGGCAACAAGGUCAUUCAGAACGGAGCGCUCGAGAGUAGUCCGUGUAAGUGCCUACUCGACGAUUGAGCAAGCUCUCAUCUCAGAGGCGGUUCAGAUGGACACGCCCGAGUUCCAGGCUGCCAUCGAGAAAGGCAGAGGCAUAUACCAACGCGCUAAAGGACUGGAUGACUCCAUCACCAAGGUUCUCAAGGACAUCGGGGUGAGCAAGGGCAGGCUGGUGACUCGGGAGCAGUGCGCGCAGCUGUGUUCACGAGCGGUUGUUGUCGAGCUUUUGCUGGUGCCGGUGGAAUGUUUGCGUCAGGUUCGCUAUUGGACAAUUGCACUGUAA